Candoia aspera is the source of this 1140-nucleotide messenger RNA. It is a transcript of the gene NAXE, whose product is annotated as NAD(P)HX epimerase. The coding region runs from base 16 to 855 and encodes 279 amino acids. Gene Ontology annotation, molecular function: NAD(P)HX epimerase activity. The transcript is spliced from 6 exons. The record is from RefSeq and is a predicted model, not a curated record. Gene Ontology annotation, cellular component: mitochondrion. NCBI's taxonomy places the organism in Eukaryota, Metazoa, Chordata, Lepidosauria, Squamata, Candoiidae.
UGCGCACCGAGCCGCAUGUCCGGGCCGCGGAGGCUCGCCCUGCUGGGACUCGGCCUGCUGGUGUCCGGGGCGGCUGCCGCGGGGCGCUGCCGGGCCAGGCUCUGGCCGCCGCCGCCGCCUCUCCGCGCCAUGCAGAGCGCCGCGCCCGCGCCCGGGCUCCGGUACCUGGGUCAAAAGGAAGCCCAAGCCAUUGACCAGGAACUGUUUGAGGAGUACAAAUUCAGUGUCGACCAGCUGAUGGAGCUGGCGGGACUCAGCUGUGCCACGGCCAUCACCAAGGCCUACCCCAGCAGCAGCUUCACCAUCAGCCGGCCAGCGGUACUGAUCGUGUGCGGCCCUGGGAACAACGGAGGAGAUGGAUUAGUUUGUGCCCGUCAUCUGAAAAUGUUUGGCUAUGAGCCAACCCUCCAUUAUCCCAAACGCCCCAACAAGCCGCUUUUUGAAGGUUUGACUACCCAGUGCAAGAAGAUGGGCAUCCCAUUCCUCACCGAGUUUCCAUCUGAAGCUGCCCUCAUCGACGAGGUCUAUGGCCUGGUGGUGGAUGCCGUUUUCGGGUUCAGCUUCCAGGGAGCUGUGCGGGAGCCGUUUGGCACGAUCCUGAGCACUUUGGAGAAGGUCACCAUCCCGGUGGUCAGCAUCGAUAUUCCUUCGGGCUGGGACGUGGAGAAGGGGAACCCUGACGGGCUGCAGCCGGACAUGCUGAUCUCGCUCACCGCGCCCAAGAAGGCCGCCGGGCAGUUCCAGGGGCGCUACCAUUUCCUCGGGGGCAGGUUCGUGCCCGAGGCCCUGCAGAAGAAGUACGCACUCAACCUGCCGCCCUACCCGGAGACUGACUGUGUCCUGCGCCUUUCCUAGAGCCAGGCCUGGCCCGGCGGGGUGGAGCCAGCUCAGGGAAGGGCCCCGAGGCCCAUCCACUGGGGGUGGAGUUGUGGGGGAGCUGGUGCUGUGGGAGGCAGCCCAGAGGUCCCGUGGGGCUACAUUCCAGCACCCCCCCAGGAGGAAGUCCAGGGAGGCUUGCUUAAUUUGAUUGCAAUUCAGAUCAGUGCAAGGGAGUAACCCUUUGCUAGUCUCUAAAGGAGUCUGUCCACACCUCAUAUAAAUUGGGGGUUUGUUUCCCUUGAAUAAAAACGAGCCGGGGGA